GCUGGUGAAGUUAUCAACGGGCGCUUUGAAUUUCACCACGCUCUUUGUAAACACGCGUCCUUCCCUGUCGACGGCUCGAGUGUGUCUUUAUACUAUUUUUGAUCGCUUGCUUUAUGAUACGCCACUUGUUUCGUUUAUUCUCAAGUUGACCACCAUCUUUAAGAAAACAAAUUAUUCUUGUAGAGUAUCUUACGGACCUAGUAUUUCAUUUGAAGGAAAUGAAGCGUUAAGUUAACAGUAGGCUGGUAAUGAGCUUUGUGUUGAGCUCGGCGUGUGCAUCAACCGAUGCAUAAUUGUGUUAAAUUCUUCUGUGACAAUAGUAACCAGAUCGUACGCAAUGCGAUAAAACUGUGGUUGUGUGCGCUGUCCACGUAACCAAAAUCGUAUUCAUACAAAAAUGUAAUCACCUUUCUGUGCGGUACUUAAAUGUCUUGAAAUACAUGCUUUCUAAAAUUUACUUGUUGGGCAUGAAUGGACAGGUGCAAUCCUCCAGGGAAAGGUUAGGUUUUACUAACAGUACAAUAGGGCUGUUCUCUGGGAUUAUUGCCACUGACCGUGUUCCAAACAUACAACUAGCGGCUACUACAAACAAUGAACUACCUAUGGAUGAUUCCAAUGUUAGUACAGAAGUUGAUAGCAAAGUCAAAACAAAAUUAUUAUCCAUGUGGAAUAAUGUUAAAUAUGGCUGGACCAUCAAAGUAGUUAAACCAAAUUUCUCAAAAGAAUCUCCAGUAUGCUUACUUGGAAAAAUUUAUCGCAAAAAGCCAGAAGAAUUUUUGGAAAAGGCUUCCGAAGCUGAAAAGACUUUAGACACUGGAAGUGAAAUAUCUUUAGCUAUGGAUGCUAUUAGUUUUGAAGAUGGCAUAGAGGAAUUUAAAAAGGAUUUCACCUCGCGUCUUUGGUUAACAUAUAGAAGGGAAUUUCCUAUAUUGAAUGGUUCUACAUUUACCACUGACUGUGGUUGGGGAUGUAUGCUACGUAGUGGUCAAAUGAUGUUGGCACAGGCAUUGGUCUGCCAUUUUCUUGGAAGAGAAUGGCGGUGGCAGGUAGACCAACCACUAAAAACAGAACAACAAAAAUUGGAUGAACAUAAUCACAGGUUAAUAAUUAAAUCGUUUGGAGAUCUACCAGACAGCACAUCUCCAUUUUCCAUACAUACACUUGUUUCUUUGGGUGCCCUGUGGGGAAAACGUGCAGGAGAUUGGUAUGGACCUUCCUCUGUAGCUCAUCUUUUAAGCCAAGCAGUAGAACAAGCAGCAGAACGACAUCCAGUAUUUAGUAACUUGGCUGUUUAUGUUGCUCAAGAUUGUGCAGUUUAUCUGCAAGAUGUAGAAAAUGUAUGCCAAAUGCCGGAUGGCAAGUGGAAAUCUCUUAUACUUUUUGUACCUUUAAGGCUUGGUGCUGACAAAUUGAAUCCUGUUUAUGCAUCUUGCCUAACACAUUUACUUACGCUAAAUACCUGUAUUGGAGUUAUCGGUGGCCGACCUCGCCAUUCGCUUUAUUUUAUUGGUUUCCAGGAAGAUAAAUUAAUUAAUCUAGACCCACAUUAUUGUCAAGAAACUGUUGAUGUAUUAAAAGAUAAUUUUCCUUUGACGAGUUUUCAUUGUACUUCACCGAGAAAAAUGUUAAUAUCAAAAAUGGAUCCUAGUUGUUGUGUUGGAUUUUAUUUUCAUAAUAAAAUGCAAUUUACAAACUUUAUGGAGAUUGCUCCCUCUUACUUGGUGCCGGAAGAUGAGAAAGUCGACUAUCCGAUGUUUUUAUUUUGCGAAGGGAGCGGGAAAGAUCUCCAACAAAAAAUUGAAAUUGCAGAAAACAUAAUUCCCACUACUGCCUCAUUUACAGGUAGUGGGACGUAUGAUGAUGAUCUUGACGAGUGCGAAGAAUUUGAACUAGUACAGUGAGAUAUUUAUCAUAGACAUUAAAGAAGAAAUAUCAUGUACUUAAAAAACAUUCAUGGAUAGUUUUUUGAGAAGAAUGAUAAUGUUUGUCAUUAAUCAUAAUUCUCUCUUCAUUCGUCCAUAUAUGUACAAGGAAGAAAUCAAUUGACGACUUUAGCAGAUGACAACGUUGCAUAUUAGAGAGUUGAGUAUUAAUUUCUAAAAUGAAUUUAUGCCGCAAGAUGAUCUUUAGAUCUCAACGUGCUCGUUAAAUGACUGACGUGAAUUAAUAUAUCAAUAUUUUCCAUUCGCGAUAAUGCAUUUAUAGAUUCAAAUUAGCGUUAUCGUUGAUACUUUAUUUCUGUGAUCAUAAUUUAAUGCGGCUUUUGUAUAUCGUUGUGUUGUUGCACAAUUUUUUUUAUCUUGUUUAUUGAUCUCAAAAGUUAUUGCUUUUAAAUAUUUGUUAGGAUAUUGAUUUACUAUAUGACUUAGAAUUGUCAUAACCAAGAAGAUAUUUAUUCUUUUUCACGCAAUUAUCACGUCAAGAACUUGCGUAGAUCGUAAGUUGACGAUUUUGUUAUAAAGAGUACUUUUUAUAAAAAUUUCUUAAUUCCUUACGGAAAUGUUCCUGACAUAGCUUAUUUUGUAACACAGCAAUAUUAGAUUUCUCUUAGAUUUUUUGCAAAAGCAACUUGAGUAUAUUUCGUUGUGUGCUUAAGUCAAAAAUGUGUGUGUAUGUGUGCAAUCAUCAGCGCACAUUAUACAUAUAUUUAACCAUAUCUACCUGUUAUAACAUUUAAGCUUCAAUUAAUUUAAAUUCUUUUUCAUAACACAGCUUUAAGUUAUUUAUUUAUUUAAUAUGUAUUCUAAUUUUCGUUUGACGACUAUAUUGAACUUAUACUAAGUUCCCAAAGCGCAUCACUAUGUUUGACAUAACGUUUUAUGUUAUGAAAGAGAAACAUGUAAUUAACCCUUUGCACUCGAGAGGUGACUCAGUCGCCACGGCGUUCCGUGCUGCAACUCCAGUGGUAAGCGAAAGACGACAGACCCUGUUCAUGCUAGAUUUCGACAUCUCCAAUUGAUGUGAGUGCAAUAUUAGUUCGUAAAUUGGUUCCCUAGCUCUUUACGUUCUUUGUUAGGAAAUGUAAAAUGUUAGACUUUAAAAUGGAGAUAAAAUAUUUAAUCUCAUAUCCCGCCGAAACUAGAGUUCUAAUAACGUCUCCAACGUUAGUUCGCAUUCGAAGAUCAUGGCGAAAGUAUAAUAGUUUAAAAACCCUAAAAAGAUGAUUUUCGUAAGUGAAAUUAGCUCAAAUGAAAAUGAACUUAAUUUUGAACUGUUGAAAAAUGAGAUAAAUUGCAUUCAAGAAUGCACCUUGGUGAAAUCUUUAUAAAUUAUCAUACCAAAAAGAGAUACGGGGAUUAAUAUUACAAAAUCAUAUUUUCAAAGUUGUAAAUAUAGAUAAAGCAUUAGAAUAUAAUGUUUUUGUAAGUUAAUUUGUAUAUAAAAUCAUUUUACGCUAGCUGUAAGACACGCGUCACGUAUACGCUAAAUCAUCUCUACUAGCUGCUACGCCCGACCGAAAAAGUCCUUGAGUGCAAAGAGUUAA
This is a messenger RNA of Bombus impatiens (common eastern bumble bee), 3484 nucleotides long. It is a transcript of the gene Atg4b, whose product is annotated as cysteine protease ATG4D. NCBI's taxonomy places the organism in Eukaryota, Metazoa, Arthropoda, Insecta, Hymenoptera, Apidae. Bases 441 to 1901 code for a protein of 486 amino acids. Gene Ontology annotation, molecular function: protein-phosphatidylethanolamide deconjugating activity. The transcript has 6 exons. The record is from RefSeq and is a predicted model, not a curated record.